Molecule: messenger RNA, 648 nt
Organism: Pseudocercospora fijiensis CIRAD86
Lineage: Eukaryota; Fungi; Ascomycota; Dothideomycetes; Mycosphaerellales; Mycosphaerellaceae
Exons: 7
Coding region: 1-648 (215 amino acids)
Source: RefSeq, a predicted model, not a curated record
AUGGCGCUCAAUCUCGUCAAGGAAUCUGAAGGCACAUCAACAUAUGCCUCAGCCUGCUUCGACACAAGUUCAUCGACACCGAUACUUAGGCGGAAAGUAGCUACUGGAGGAACUCGCACCGUAACGUACCCAUCGCUCUCUUUCUUCAACUACAUCCGACGGAAGGCAGCAUCAUAUAUCUUGGCAUCCAGCCUUCAGCCUGGUUUGAUACUCAGCGACUCAAUUCGACCGAUCGAUGAUACAUUCUACUGGUCACUGCACGCAAGCGCUGCGAACGCCUGUCCGUUUGAUGGAGACCCACUUGCCGACUGCAAGAACAUCGGCAGCUCAUUUCAGUCAGAGAGUGAGAAUGGCGAGCGCGGAGCCGAUAGUCAAGACUGUUACUCCAAGCUUGCUGUGGUCUGUGGAUACAUCACCUUCACAAUGAUUCCUGAGCCUAGCUCUAGUUCGGUUGGCGUAUCUCGGGCCCAAGUCUUUUUGGGAGUUUUCUGGUCAUUCUUGCUUCUAUUAAGAAAUUCGUGUAAGAGACGAGAAGACCUACGCAUGAGCCUUCCCCUCUUCCAGAGACCUGUUCAGUCUGGUCCGUUGGGUGCAGGACUUUGCAUCAAGUUCUCCAUUUCCCAGUUCCUUCCCGAAGAAGAGCAAUGA